UUCCUAUUUCAAAAUGGCCGCUCAUAAAUCUCCUUAGGGUCGUCCUUAGGGUCUAAACCCUUUGAUAUAUAGCCUCCUUUAUUGUUAUACGGUCGAGAUAAGGUAUUUUAAAUCAAUCUAGGAAAUAAAAUUAGACAUGGGUUUGUUUUUUAGUCGAAAGAAAGAGCCCGAAAAGCCCAAAAUAACAGAGCAAGACAAGGCUGUUCUGGCUCUUAAACAGCAGAGAGACAAGCUAAAGAAAUAUCAGAAAAAGAUUGAACAAAAUUUAGAAAAGGAAAGAAAACUUGCCAAGGAGCUUUUACAACAAGGGAAAAAGAGCAAGGCCAAACUUCUUCUUAAGAAAAAAAGAUACCAGGAACAACUUCUCGAAAGAACUGAUAAUCAGUUAGACAAUCUUGAAAAAAUGGUUCAAGAUAUUGAAUUUUCACAAGUCCAGAUUCAAGUAGCAGAAGGUCUCAAGAAGGGUAAUGAAUGUCUUCACCAGCUGCAUGAGAUUAUGUCUAUURAAGAAGUUGAGAGAAUAAUGGAUGAGACUAAAGAAGCUGUGGAAUAUCAAAAGGAAAUUGAUGAUUUAUUAAGUGGUGGUCUGUCUGAUGAGGAUGAGGAUGAAAUCAUGAAAGAAUUAGAUGAAUUGUCAGAGUCUGUGACAGAGAAAUUACCAGAAGUACCCAAGGAAGACCUUCCUGUUAAUCUUCCUGAACCACCAACAAAAGAGCCAGGGCAAGAAAAGCAAAAAGAAAAGAAAGAGACAAAAGAAUCAGAAAUGGUAGCAGCAUGAGGCACUGCAGACUGACUACUUGUUUUUCUGCAAUAAUUCCAUAUCACAUGCAUGUAGCACACAUGUAUAUUGCAUUUACAUAGACUAUCGUAAUUCACCAAUAGAGUAAUUUAUAAUUGUUUAGCAGACAAAGAAUGUAAAAAAUUUUCAGAAAAAUGAACUUUAGGCACAGAAACACAAGCUAACCAAUAAUUAUUCUCAUAAGACAUGAAAGUAUAGUAAGACAAAAUUAAGAAUGUUUUUCCCCUUCAUUAAAAUCAUCUUUUACUGGUACACAUGUUUGUUAUGGAAUGGUAUAAAAAAGCCUUCUGGUUAGUGGCAUAGCAAGAGUACCAGAGUUGGGGGGGUGAUCACAUCCAUGGUUUUGGUGAAAACUCCUGUGAUAUUCACAGGUAGCCCAAUAAAAUACUAGGAAAAUUUACAAUUUUAGUCAAACAGGGGUGGUCAUGCUCCUGCUUCUGGUAUUACUAACCUUGUGGCAAAUAAAUUAUGGUAUUGUUCAUAUCAAUGCUAGGACAGAAUGCACUUUACUUGAUAAAUGAGAAACAUCUUAGAAUGAAUUUAUUGAGCCAAAACGAGUAAUGUACUAGCUCUUAAAAUUCAUAGAUAUCUAUAAAUGAGAUUUGGUCUAAAACAGUUUUGUUUGGUUUAAAACAGUUGAAUAAAUAUCAAUGUGAAUUUA
Messenger RNA from Actinia tenebrosa (Australian red waratah sea anemone), 1460 nucleotides. Its product is annotated as charged multivesicular body protein 6-A. NCBI's taxonomy places the organism in Eukaryota, Metazoa, Cnidaria, Anthozoa, Actiniaria, Actiniidae. Gene Ontology annotation, biological process: late endosome to vacuole transport via multivesicular body sorting pathway; vesicle budding from membrane. The record is from RefSeq and is a predicted model, not a curated record. Gene Ontology annotation, cellular component: ESCRT III complex; multivesicular body.